UAACGGCGUUAACUUUUGGAGUUAAUAAAGGCACUUGUCGCGAUUAUAGGAGUCACAUGUGCAAAGUGAAUUUCGCCCUCCUUGAAUUGAAUUUCUAGAUCUGUCCCUGGGCGAGACUCCAAUACUGACAGCGGCAAAGCUGGGGAUCUACGAAAUGGUAGACUCGAUUCUCGACAGGUUCCCAGAGACCAUUAAAGAUAUGGACAACCAGGGGAAGAAUGCGGUGCUACUGGCAGCGGAGAAUCAACGCUGGGGAGUGUACAUAAUCCUAGAAAGGCGGAAGGUGGUGCACCGGAGCGUGUUCUGCCAAGUCGAUGCCGACGGCAACAGUGCUCUGCACUUGGCUUCUUGGUAUGAUGAAAAUCGAUGUCGGGGACUUCCGCAGCCAGUAAGAAAGAUUAUAAACGAAUUUCAAUGGUAUCAGGACGUUAAAAACUCUAUGCCGUCAAACUCUUUUGCUGUAAGAAACAACGCUGGGCAGACUGCUGAGGAGAUCUUAAUGGAAUCACACAAAGAACUGAGAAAAGAAGCACAUAAGUGGCUCACCACGACCUGCUCCGCGUACUCAUUGAUUGCAACGCUGAUUGCAACGGUUGGCUUUGCCUCAUCAUCGACCUUUCCUGGAGAGUACAAUGAUGAUAGGAGACCGAGACUUGAAGGGGAAGUCGCAUUCACUGUCUUCUCCAUCUCUUCGCUCAUCGCCUUCUGCACUUCCAUGUCUGCCACUGUCUUUUUCAUCACCAUUCUCACGGCCCAACAUGAGCUGGAGGACUUUGGAGAAAGCCUGCCCUGGGUGCUUCGGUUCGCCUGGAUCUGUCUUUUUGCAUCCAUUGCUAGCAUAGUGGUCUGUUUCAGCUCUGGAUUCUACUUCAAUAUGGGGAAUAUCAACAAGCUACACUGUGCUACAUACCUGAUAUUCGCAGCGAUGUGCUUGCCAGUGACCCUGUUCGCCAUCAUUCAAUUCCCAGUGUACUUCAACGUACUCUUCAUCCCUGCAAGGGGGAAGAAACUACCAGCAUUACAUUGAUGCUCAUUAGUUCGAUCUGAGUCAUAUAUUGUUCGAAAUGCUGAUAAAAAAUCAUCUUGAAGAUCUGUUUUGCUUGGAGUGAGUGUUGUCUGAUUUGGUGUGAAGAUUGAAGAACUCAUGUCUAUUAUGCUCCUUUCUGUUUAAGAUUUAUACAUACACUAUUAUAAUUUUGCAAUCAAACAUGUGAUUCAAAUUAACGAGCGGAUGCAAAAACUUUUUUUUUU
Molecule: messenger RNA, 1251 nt
Organism: Punica granatum (pomegranate)
Lineage: Eukaryota; Viridiplantae; Streptophyta; Magnoliopsida; Myrtales; Lythraceae
Source: RefSeq, a predicted model, not a curated record